AUGUCUGGUUUUGACGAUAGUACAGAAAAUGAUAAUCAACGUAACAGAUCGAGAUCACCAGUACGUCGCCAACAUGACGCGGCAGGUGAUUAUAGUGAACAAAGAGACUAUCGCGAAUUCCGUCAAAGAAACGACUAUCGAGACAACGGGACGUACGAAAGAAGAAAUGACGGUUACGGCCGAAACAGGGGUCCACGUCCCAACACCACCGAUGGUGGAUUUCGCGGAGGCCGAGGGCGUUACGGCAACAGAUAUGAUGAUGAAUACCAAGGAGGGGGUAGGUUUGAUUCGGCAGCAUCUGAAAGGGCACCCAGGAGUAGGUAUAACCAUGCUAAAGGUGAUUACGGUCCUGUGUUGGCCCGGGAGCUAGACAGCACUUACGAAGAAAAGGUAAAUAGAAACUAUAGCAAGAGCGUCUUCGUUGGGAAUCUCACUUACGAAUCUACGCCGGAGGAUCUCAGGGAUUUUUUCUCACAAGUAGGGGAUGUUGUCAGAGCAGAUAUUAUCACCUCACGGGGUCAUCACAGGGGCAUGGGUACUGUAGAAUUUACAAAUUCUGAAGAUGUCGAUGAGGCAAUCCGUCAAUUUGACGGUUCGCUAUUUAUGGAACGUCCCAUAUUUGUAAGACAAGAUAACCCACCCCCAGAUUCAGGGCGUAGCAGAGCACCUCCACAAAGAGAGGACAGAAAGCAACGAGCGUUGAAUGAUAAGCCCGUCUAUCAGGUUACAGUGAAAAAUUUACCUCAUUCGAUAAACUGGCAGGCUUUGAAAGAUAUGUUCAAAGAGUGUGGACGAGUACUCAGGGCCGAUGUUGAAAAAAACAGUGAGAGAUAUUCAAAUGGGUCAGGGAAAGUCACAUUCAGUAAUUAUGAGGACAUGAAACGGUCGCUUGACAAAUACAACGGCUUCAGAAUCGAGGGGAACGUUUUGGAGGUGUCUGAGGUAGGGAAGACCUCGGCGAACAGCACGCCAACUGCUGAAAAGGUCGAACCAGUUGACAAAUUCCCGGAAGGGUUUGUCGCUGGAGGAGAGCGGAAUAAUUACAUUUUCUGUAGUAACCUUCCCGCCCCCACUACAAAGGGUGAUUUAUAUGACUUGUUUGAAAUUAUUGGGAAGGUAAACAGAGCAGAAUUGCUAUAUGAUGCGGACAAGAACCCAACAGGCGUGGCAAUCAUUGAAUAUCAAAGCAUUGACGAUGCAGAUGUUUGCAUUGAAAGAUUAGACAAGUACACCUAUGGUGGUUGCGAUCUUGAAAUAUCAUAUGCCAAGAAAGCAGACUCUUGA
This is a messenger RNA of Huiozyma naganishii CBS 8797, 1284 nucleotides long. It is a transcript of the gene HRB1, whose product is annotated as mRNA-binding protein. The coding region runs from base 1 to 1284 and encodes 427 amino acids. Lineage: Eukaryota; Fungi; Ascomycota; Saccharomycetes; Saccharomycetales; Saccharomycetaceae. The transcript is spliced from 2 exons. Gene Ontology annotation, cellular component: cytoplasm; ribonucleoprotein complex; nucleus. The record is from RefSeq and is a predicted model, not a curated record. Gene Ontology annotation, molecular function: mRNA binding.